AUGAAAGGUGACGAAAUUAAACUUAGUUUGAAACACAGUUUAGAUCUCCCAAUUUCUUCAACCCCCAAGGCUAAAGCAUUGGUGGAUAGGAUGAAGCUUCUAGCCAUGGAAGUGCUGCUUUUCCUAGUGAUUUUGUGUCCUGUGGCCUCAGUUGCUUCGUCGCAGACGAACAGUAUGAAACAAGGUGAUGUGUUGAACUCGUCGGAAUCCACUUUUCUUGUGUCCGCCGACAAGGCUUUCACCUUAGGAUUCUUUACAACGGAGAGGACGCAAAUGAGUUACUUAGCAGUAUGGUUGACCGGAAGCCUUGCGGGUAAAAGGCCGAUAUGGAUAGGCAACAGAGAAGCGCCUCUCCCAGUAAAUUCCUCUCCUAAGCUUCUCAUAGAUGCUUCUGGGAGAUUGAUACUCACGCACAACGAAAGUCAAGGCAGUCCUUACCCGGUUUCAUCGAAGCGAACUAGCCGGAAUGUGUCAGCCACUUUACAGGAUUCCGGCGAGUUGGUACUUCGGGAGAGGAACGCCGAUGGGUCAUGGGGGCAGGAAGUGUGGAGUAGCUUCGAAAACCCCACGGAUACCCUUUUGCUGGGGAUGAAGUUGGGCGUGAACCAUAGAACGGGUCGGAAAUGGAGUGUCACAUCAUGGCUGAACGGGUAUUCGGCGGCCCCGGGGGCGUUUAGUCUGGAAUGGGAACCAAUCAAACGGCGACUGGUUAUCAAGUACCGAGGAGUGGCUCAUUGGAGCAGCGGAGAGCUGAAGAAUACUACACAUUUCCACCACUUAUUCUUCCCCAAACUCCAAUUCCUCAACAUUUCGACCAAAACAGAGGACUAUUUCACCAUUGCACCCAAACCCAACCGAUCUGAUCAUAUUCCUUAUCCUCUAGUGGCUUUGAGACUGGAGCCUGAGGGCUUGGUGUACGACAUCAUCAACGGUAACCUCAUUAUUGACACCCGCAAGUGUUACGGGUACGAGAAUAGAACCCAGGAAUCAAUUGGGUGUGAGGUUUGGGAACAACCGGCGUGCAGGGAUGGUGCGCAAACGUUCGAGGGAAAUUCUGGGUUCUUCUUCAACUCCACCCAAUUAGGAGUCGCAGUGCCUCAAAACUACACAGCCUUGGACUCCACUGAUAGCCCCAGUGACUGCAGAGAGAAAUGCUGGAAGGACUGCGACUGCGUUGGCUAUCUAGCCUACAGUAAAGGGUGUAUGUAUUGGAGGGGAACAUCUUUGCAAUUUCAACAAGACAACACUGGCCUAUCAGCAAAUGUCUAUGUUAUAAACCGUCCAAUUAAGGAAGGAGAUAAAAAUCAUAAAAGUAGUAGCAGUAACUCAACGAAAAAGUGGAAAAGGAUUGUUAUACCAUUGUAAUAAUAGCCACC
Messenger RNA from Ipomoea nil (Japanese morning glory), 1376 nucleotides. Its product is annotated as G-type lectin S-receptor-like serine/threonine-protein kinase At1g67520. The transcript is spliced from 2 exons. NCBI's taxonomy places the organism in Eukaryota, Viridiplantae, Streptophyta, Magnoliopsida, Solanales, Convolvulaceae. The record is from RefSeq and is a predicted model, not a curated record. The coding region runs from base 1 to 1365 and encodes 454 amino acids.